This is a messenger RNA of Momordica charantia (bitter melon), 2235 nucleotides long. Its product is annotated as annexin-like protein RJ4. NCBI's taxonomy places the organism in Eukaryota, Viridiplantae, Streptophyta, Magnoliopsida, Cucurbitales, Cucurbitaceae. The record is from RefSeq and is a predicted model, not a curated record. Gene Ontology annotation, cellular component: plasma membrane; cytoplasm. Gene Ontology annotation, molecular function: calcium ion binding; phosphatidylserine binding; calcium-dependent phospholipid binding. Gene Ontology annotation, biological process: response to heat; response to salt stress; response to cold.
ACACAACUCCAAUUUUCAGUAUAUAAAGGAGAAUGUAGAGGCAGAGGGAGAGCAUUCCGCACCAUAAUCAGCACAUCCAGAAAGUGAAGAAAUCGAUUUCAAGCUUCAAGCUAUGGCGACCCUUCGUGUUCCUCAUGAUGUUCCUCCCCCUAAUGCCGAUGCAGAAGCCAUUAAAGAAGCUUUCAGAGGGUGGGGGACUGAUGAGAAGGCCAUAGUCGCGGUCCUCGGCUACAGAAAUGCAAGUCAGAGGAGGCAGAUCAGGAUUGCUUACGAACAGCUUUUUGAAGAGGAUCUUGUUAAGCGCUUUGAAUCUGAGCUCUCUGGCCACCUCGAGAGAGCUGUGUACCGAUGGAUACUGGAUCCAGAAGACAGAGACGCUGUAUUGGCCCACGUUGCCCUAAGGAAGCCCGAGGAAGAUUUUGCAGUGAUUGUCGAAUUUUCUUGCAUUUACUCGCCUGAGGAGUUCUUGGGGGUCAGAAGGGCGUACCAGCACCGAUACAAGCAUUCCUUGGAGGAAGAUGUUGCCGCCAACACUCACGACGAUUUUCGCAAGCUGUUGGUGGGAUUAGUGGGUGCAUACCGUUACAAUGGAGAAGAGGUAGAUGCAAGGCUAGCCAAAUCAGAAGCUGAGAUACUUGAGCGUGCAAUCAAAGAGAAGACCUUCCAUCAUGAAGAUGUUAUAAGGAUCCUAACCACAAGGAGUAAGGCACAGCUGGUUGCAACUUUCAAUCACUACAAAGAUGACAAUGGCAUUUCAAUCUCUAAGAAAUUGGCUGAAGAUCCCGCAUCCAAUGCAUUCACCGAAGCUCUACGAACCGUGAUCCGAUGCAUCAAUGACCCUACGAAAUACUACGAGAAGGUGGUGCGCAAUGCAAUAAAGAAGAUUGGGAAGAGUGAUGAGGAUGCAUUGACCCGAGUGGUGGUGACAAGGGCGGAGAAGGACUUGGGUCUGAUAAAGGAGGCUUAUCAGAAGAGGAACAGCGUUAGCCUUGAAGAUGCUGUGGCCAAGGAAACCUCUGGCGAUUACAAGCACUUCAUCCUUGCUCUUCUGGAAUUUGAGGCUAUGGCUACCCUAAUUGUUCCUCGCGAUGUUCCUUCCGCCAAUGUCGAUGCUGAAGCUCUCAGAACCGCUUUCAAAGGUUGGGGAGCCGAUGAGAAGGGCAUAAUCUCGAUCCUUGGACAUAGAAAUUGGAUUCAGAGGAGGCAAAUCAGGAUAGCUUAUGAACAGCUUUUUCAAGAAGAUCUUAUCAAGCGACUUGAAUCGGAGAUUUCUGGCCAUUUCGAGAGAGCGGUGUACCGAUGGAUGCUGGAUCCCGAGGACAGAGAUGCUGUGUUGGCCAACAUAGCCCUAAGGAAGCCCAAGGAAGAUUUCGCGGUGCUUGUUGAACUUUCUUGCAUCUACUCUCCUGAAGAGCUCUUGGGGGUCAGGAGGGCUUACCAGCACCGCUACAAGCGUUCUUUGGAGGAAGAUGUUGCCGCCAACACCCACGACGAUCUGCGCACGCUGUUGGUGGGAUUAGUGAGUGCAUAUCGUUACAAUGGAGAGGAUGUAGAUCUAAGCCUAGCGAAAUCAGAAGCAGAGAGACUUGAGCGUGCAAUCAGAGACAAGACCUUCUAUCACGAAGAUGUUAUAAGGAUCUUAACCACAAGGAGCAGAGCACAGCUGGUUGCAACUUUCAAUCACUACAAAGAUUCCUAUGGUAUUUCCAUUUCUAAGAAAUUGGCCAGUGAUGGUUCAGGCAAAGAAUUCACAGAAGCACUGCGAACUGUAAUCCGAUGCUUCGAUAACCCUAUCAAGUACUAUGAGAAGGUGGUGCGAAAUGCGAUCAAGAGGGUCGGGAAGAGCGAUGAGGAUGCAUUGACCCGAGUGGUGGUGUCGAGGGCAGAGAGAGACUUGAGGCAGAUAAAGGAGGCUUAUCACAAGAGGAACAGUGUGAGCCUUGAUGAUGCUGUGUCCAAGGAAACCUCUGGCGACUACAAGCGCUUCAUCCUCGCUCUUCUCGGUAACUAAGCUUAUUAAAAUCUCUGCUUGUUACCAUUAAUAAUAAUAUGUUCUACCUUAUGAUCAUCCCAUUAUGAGUAUCUUAAUAAUCGGCUUUAAGUUCUAUGCUAUAUGCUUUAUGAUGAGUGUUGUACCCUAGAGCCUUCUCUCUCUGUUUCAAGUACUUGGUUUGGUUUUGUAUGAAUAUGUAGACUUCAUUAAUUGAGCCCUCGUGUUGUGUUGUGUUGUGUAUA